AUGCCUCACUUCGUUCAUUGCGCCAGGACGGCGCAUAGCAGCAGCAACAUCGACACAGGACGUAGCCUGAAGAGGCAGAAGACGCGCAAGGGAACGCGGAGCUGUUGGGCAUGCAAACGGCGCAAGAUGAAAUGCACGUAUGCAAGUCCCGCUAACGACGUAUGCAUUGGGUGCACCCGGCGCUGCCUGGACUGCAUCAGCCAGGAGUUCCCGGAUCAGGACCCCGGGCCGUCGUCCAAAAGCCGGAUGGUAGGAUACCGCAUCGGCCGGCUGGAAUCCAUGAUCCAGCAGCUGGCUGAGCAAGUCACUGGCCGUGUCGCUUCUUCCGGCUUGUCAUCGACCGUGGCCAAAAUCAGCAUUCCAGUACCACCUUCUAUGACGCAGUCCAAGCACCAGACGCUCUCACAAGAAUUGCUUGCGGCCUAUCCGUCAGCCACAGACCUUCAUAUCAUCGGCAGCACCUGUGACAACCUUUCGCUCAACCUGCUGCAGAAAUUUGCGGCGCAGUCCAACUUGCUCCAAACGGGAGUGACACUAGAGUUGAUGAAUCUGUGGGGGGAGCAACAACAACAACUGUACACGGCAGAAACACAUCCGGUCCUCAUCGCCCGACAGAUGCUCCUGCUCGCCGGGGUUCUACAGCAUAUGCCUGCUACGGAAUCCGCAAGGAGUCACAGCAGCAGAUACCAGCAGCUAGGCGAGUUGUCCCAGCCGCCGCGGACGCUGGCGAGACGACUAGCAGAGGCAGCCACGACGCUGGUGACGGCGCACGACAAGUUCACUACCAAUACCCUCGAGGGCCUUGAUUGCAUCUGGCUCGAGGCCGUAUAUCAUGAACACAAUGGCAACCUCCGCCAUUCCUGGCUGGCAUGCCGGAGGGCCAUCUCUGCAGUGCACGUAAUGGGAUUUCACGGACGCCAGUAUCCCCGGAUGGCAUCACCGAGAUCGAUCCUACCGCAACCCAAUGGUGUAGAGGCAGACCUGCAGCAGAUAUGGUUCCGCCUCGUGCACAGCGAGCUCGCGUUAUGCUUGGCGCUAGAGAUGCCGCCCUCGGCCUCUUGCCCAGAUGAAGCCUUCACAUCCGUGGCAUAUUCAGUCACAAAAGAGGACAAUAAUGCAUGUACAAGCAAGCUCGAGAGGAAGCAUGCCGCAAUAGCCAGCCACUUUCUCAAGCAGAGAGAACAUGAACCUGACUUUACAGACUUGGAUGCCGCGCAUCAGAUUUGUAUGGAGCUGGAAGAAGCCGCGAGCACGAUGUCGAGCGAAUGGUGGAGCACACCCAACCUAGCCGAUCACGCAGGGGGUGAGACUGACGACGACAAUCAUCUGUUUGGAGCCGUGAUGAAGCUCCGGGCACAAAUAUUCCACUUCCACCUUCUUCUGCUCGCUGAGCUCCCAUGCAUGCUACAGGCAACAUGCGGUGAGCCGACCAUCAAUACCACCACUGCUAACGAGCAUCGUCAUCACCACCAUAAUUGCUUCCUUGGUAGCAGUCGCAACAUCUGCAUUAAAGCUAGCCGCGACCUACUGCACCGUUUCCUCCGUCUUCGGUCCUGCAAGCGCACCGCUAGCUACUUCCGGCUCUUGGAAUCCUAUGCGUGGCAUGCCGCCGCGACUUUGCUGCUCGCCCUUCUUCUCGACGGCUUCCAUACGACAACGACUACGUCCUUGGGACGUCCCGACCACCAGCAGCAACUCUCGGAUCGCGCCCUAGCCUCCAAGGCGAUGGAGAAAGUGCAGCUUGCAGGAGACGAGGACGAAGACGUGCUGUUCCGAUUGCUUGCGCUCGAGGCCAGCGGGACUGUGAUUGCUGUGACAUACCGUAAGCCGAGUGGAGCGUCCUUGGGGAAUAGCGACGCUCUUGUGCUGUCCAUCCCGUUUGUUGGCCUUGUUUCUAUCACACCACAGGCUCAGAACGGGAGCGCAUUAAGCGAGGACUGUUCAAUCCUUUCUGGGACUACGGGCUGCUUUGAUGUCGCUCCUGACGACGAAACGGGACCGCAGGACUCUGAUGACGAUAGUGAGGAAGAGGAGGAGGAUGACCUGAUGAAAGCCAUGAAUCUACGGCGUAGUGCAAAAUGGGCAAUUGCGCAUUAUAUGCUGCGGCCGGCUUAA
Molecule: messenger RNA, 2115 nt
Organism: Grosmannia clavigera kw1407
Lineage: Eukaryota; Fungi; Ascomycota; Sordariomycetes; Ophiostomatales; Ophiostomataceae
Product: c6 zinc finger domain containing protein
Exons: 1
Coding region: 1-2115 (704 amino acids)
Biological process (GO): regulation of DNA-templated transcription
Molecular function (GO): zinc ion binding; DNA-binding transcription factor activity, RNA polymerase II-specific
Source: RefSeq, a predicted model, not a curated record